AUGUCCAAGAAACUAUCCCCUUCGGCCUUUACAAAAGCCGUGAUGCGGUCAUUCAUGGCCGACUCCGGCUUGGAACCGAGAUUAUUAGGCCCUCGAUUCCGCAUAUUGACUGCCCAAGCCGGGCGGGUUGAUUUCGAGCUCGACAUCCACAAAGAUCACACGAACCGCCUCAAUACUAUCCAUGGUGGAACGUUGGCCAGUCUCGUUGACCUUGGCGGCUCACUGGCCGUUGCGUCAACGGGCCGUUUUGCAACUGGCGUUUCAACGGACUUGAAUGUGACAUAUCUCGCUCCUGGCGGAAAACCAGGCGACGUUCUCAAGGGGACUGCCAUUUGCGAAAAGAUUGGAAAGACACUGGCAUUCACAACGGUUACAUUCACCAAUCAUAAAGGCCAAUUAGCUGCUCGAGGCAGUCAUACCAAAUAUGUUGCUGGCACUGUGGGCGCAGAUGGUCCUUACGUUGCACCGCCCGAGUUUUCUGACGAUGUAGACUAG
Pochonia chlamydosporia 170 is the source of this 495-nucleotide messenger RNA. RefSeq names its product thioesterase superfamily protein. Lineage: Eukaryota; Fungi; Ascomycota; Sordariomycetes; Hypocreales; Clavicipitaceae. Bases 1 to 495 code for a protein of 164 amino acids. Gene Ontology annotation, molecular function: fatty acyl-CoA hydrolase activity. The record is from RefSeq and is a predicted model, not a curated record. The transcript has 8 exons.